ACACUUGGCAUAGGUUGUCCCUUAGCAUAGACGGGAAAAAAUAAAAGAGUUAAUGCACGUCGGUUGUCCACGCAAUGAACGUAACGUGGUACACGCAACCUUAAAGGUCACGAUGGCAGCGACAGGAAGGCAAUUGUGUCUGAAGACGAACUUUUUUUAGUGGCUGUAUAAUUACGUUUUUAACAACAAUAAUCGGUAAUUCGUGCUAGUUUGAAAGAAUUCAUGUCACGGUGUAAAAUGAUUUAACUUUGAUACCCCGAUAAAGCGCAGUGGUAUGUAAAUUCGGGGUUAACUUGUCCAAACACACUCCAGCAAUGGGAAGCGGUUGCAGAAUCUCUGCUCAACCUGUGGCCAUCUACGUGGUCUUCUGCGGUUGGAUGUCCCUCAGAGUAUUUGGUGCUGCUGUUUUGAAUCAAGAAAAUACCUCAGUUGCCACCGCGGCUGAGGCCAUGCCCUGCUGGCAGGUGGAGGAGUUUGUGGUGUUGGCAGAAUGUGCUCUGUGCAGCGAUUUUCAGACUAAGACCUGGUCUGAGUGCAGCCCAACUGGAUAUGUGGAGAGGGUCAACUGCACCAAGUCUCAGAAGGAUGAGUACAAGAGCUGUCGCUCUGUCGUGACGGAGGAGCACCUCUUCUGGAGAUUUGAGGGCAUCAUGUUGGCCCUGGCUGUCCUUUUUGCGCUGCUGGUGGUGUCACGCCAGAGAGCCCUUGAUCGCUUGGUGUCAGAGAAGGUCCGCAAGCAAAUAGAAUCCAUAUAGAACUGCAAGUUUCCUGGGGAGAGGAAGCAAAGGGGUCUAUGCAACAAGCUCUCAGUGUAACCUCUUUUGAGAUUAGUCAUAUUUUUCGCCUGUUUUUGAGUAUUAAAAUGAAGAAUUGGCCAUCUCAGAAUAACUUUAGCUAUCGAUCUGAUAAUUGGAAAUUAAGCAAAUUACAGCCAAUAUCAAAUUAAUAUUUAAGGAGCCAAUCUACCAUGAUGGCUAGCAAGCUUUUCUAGAUAGCGAUAUAUGGAAUUGAUGGGGGAUAGCCAUUCAUGAGAACUUAAUAUGUAACAUCAAUUUAUAAUUAUAUUGAUGGUAUUGUUAUUAUAACAAUAUAAAUUACUUAAUAGAAUAUGUUUUGAAUAUUUUAACUUAUUCUAUACUCUUACCAGAUGGUGUUACACUGGGUUACCUCAGAAUAUUUCUUCAGAAUCCUUGUCAGUUAUCAAUCAAUAAUGCAUUGUCUGUCACCAUAUUUAUAGAGUGGGUAAUCAAAAUUUGAUUUGUGUCUUAUCUUUGACUCAAAAAUGAGAGUGCUCGAAUAAAAUGCACUAACUAUUGUUUCAUGCAAGGGUCAGGUACAUAUUCAGUUUCAGUGCUUGUGAUUCCUGUAGUAGCUGUGUGCUGCUAUUGAAUGGAAUUGAAACCACUACACACUUAUGGCUUAGAUUUAGUUCAGUAAUCAUAAGACUAUAAUCAUAAACACUUAUGUGUGCUUGCAUUUUGCUAGGAAAUAGAAAGGUGCAAAUGUGUACACCAGUUUCUCAGAAGUAAGAAGGCAUAUGCACACUGUAUGAAAUACGUUGACUGGUGCAAACAACACCUUGAUCUCAAAGAUCUCUGUCAUUAACUCUGUAACUAUCAACUCUGAUAGCCAUUUCUGGACCUUUGCAGGAGGAAUGUUCUUCACGUCAUUGUGCUUUCUUGAGGGUAUUUAAUGAGGUAUUCAGGUUUUUACAUUGCUGUCCAAGGUUUUUACAUUGCUGUACAUGGAGCAGGGAUUGCAUUUGCGAUAAUUUGCUGGUUUUGGGAAGUGGGGCCUUGUUUUGAGAGUGUAAAUAAGCCCGUAAAUGAAAUGGUUGAGCCCUGGAAAGUAGGGCUUUAUAACAAACGGGAUUCUCAGGUUUGUUGUGUGGCCCGUAUGCAGAGAUUGCAUAAUCCCAGUGUCUGUGCUGAUGCUAUGGUGGAACUUGCAAGCAGCCUUGUAGCUAUAUCUUCAUCACCUGGAAGCAUUAGCUGCCUGAGCCACUACUGGUUGAGAAGAUCCUGUUUAGAGGUUAUUUAAUCACCAGAUGCAGCUUGGAUGCAAAAAAACAUUAUUUGGGGCUUUUGGUAUUGUGUAAUAAUUGGAUUUACUGGUCUUCCUUGCAAAUAAUUAUUACACAGCAUAGUACAAUUAUUUUGAAGAACCAGCAUAUUACAAAAUGUGUCAUCUCAGGGAGAUUAACAAUAUGCAGUAUUUUUUCCAUAUGUUCUGAACACCUACCUGUCCAAUAUCUGACAUUCUCACACAGUGCAGUGCAUUGGGAGAAUUCCCUUUCAAAAUGACAGCAAUGUGAAAACCUGAGUUGAAAUUAUCCGCCUUGGUAAUAUAUACACUCAGAAAUGAAGGUACAAAGAGUGCCUAAAAAGGUACAAAUGUUAGUUUCUGGGGUGGUACACUAUAGGUACAUAUAAUUAUACCCCUAGCCAGCAAUAUAUAAUUAAUUUGUAUCUUCUUUGCUUGAAAACAUGCUCAUUUGUACCCAAAGAGAUCAUGACUACUUUCACGGUAUAAAUUUGAUCGUUGAAAAACCAAAAUGUACCUCCACUGUCACUUUAGUUCUGAGCGUUUAUUGUACUUACAGCUCACAGUUCCAUUUGUUUCCUAGUCUGAGUCAUUGGCUGGAGUGUUUACCACUUAAAUCAUAGUCACAAUUAGUGGCUUUCAUAGAGGAGCAGAGCGUGUUCUGUGUUAUUUUGUAUCACCUACACAGUGACUGUACAAUGCCCAGUGUUAAUUCAACUCUGUAUAGGGUUGAUUUAACACUGAUAAUUUUACUCCGUAGUUCACAGGUUCAUUUAUUCCUUUUUUAACAGAUACUCUAGAAGUACUCUCAUGAGUGUUGCGUUCCUAAUACAUUUUUUCUUUUUUUUUUCUUUGGAGAGAUGUACAAAAGCUGGCUCUGGUGUUACAUUUGGCACAUGAAAUUCCAAACCUAAACCAUUCAGUCUGCCUUUUGGGAAUAUAUAACAGCCCAGACGUUUUUCCCUAGAAGACCAGUAGAAUGCAUUGUGCAGUGACUUGUCCGUGAAGUGAUGAAGUGGCUUUGGAAAGGAGCAUGUAGAUACACCUGUUAGUCAACACAAACUGUUUUUUUCCCUUUGUUUACGCUGCUGGUGCUUAUCAGUGAAAUGACACUAAGACUUCAAGGUCUUCAAGGGCAGUAGCAGUAGACAAAGAUAUGAACUGAGGUUUAGAACCUACACUUCCGACUUCUGUUCACUGAGCAAGCGUUUUAAUUCCUGAUUAUGAACUAAUUGUUUGAAAUUUGUGGUUUAUGUAAGUUAUGUAAUGUUAUCAUUUUGAACAUCUUAAUGUUUAAUUACCAUAUUCAUGUUUAACAUUGUGAUAAAACCUGUAGAUUAUUGUGGUGGAAGAGGCAUUUUCAUCUCAUAGGUUUUGCGCAGGUUAUUUAUUUGAUGAGAUGGAAAUGUGAACUUUAGUGACCUGAGCUACUGAACUGAUUGUUGUGUAGAGGAUGAAAUAUAUAUUUUUUAAAUUUAUGAGCUUUUAAGUUAAUGUUCUGUAAAUAAUGUUUUUUUGUGUGAGGUGUAUUUCUGUAAUUCCCACUGAAAUGCUUUGUUAAAUAUCAAUUAAUUUUGUGCAAGCUUCUGUACCAUAUCAGACCAUAGAGGUAUGGGAGUUUGGAUGUGUUUAACGCUAAAGUAUUUACAGCCUCUAAGUAUAGGCAGUUGUGAGUUAUCACAGAUCAUAAAUAAAUGCAUUUGGUUAUUUGUAGUUCUAAUCCCCUUCUUUAUUCCAAAAUAUGUAUUCUGUGUUUAUGCAUUUAUACACAUUUGCCUGCUUCUAUAAAUAAAAUAUCACAUGCUGAAAUAA
Molecule: messenger RNA, 3855 nt
Organism: Conger conger (European conger)
Lineage: Eukaryota; Metazoa; Chordata; Actinopteri; Anguilliformes; Congridae
Product: protein JTB-like
Exons: 6
Coding region: 315-755 (146 amino acids)
Biological process (GO): mitotic cytokinesis
Cellular component (GO): midbody; centrosome; spindle
Source: RefSeq, a predicted model, not a curated record